CGUUGCAACGUCCCUUUUACAGUUCCACUCCCAUCGAAAAGCUGGCCAACAAGACAGAAAAGGAUCAAAUACUAGCUUCGCCAGUCUCUGGUUAAUCGCUCACUCAAUUUCUAUAUCGCUCGCAGCUUCAUCCGCUAGUCAGCCUCCCAAAACAUCAGUGUGAUAUAAAAUGUCUCGAAGAUAUGAUAGCCGAACAACAAUUUUCUCCCCCGAAGGUCGUCUAUACCAAGUAGAGUAUGCAAUGGAGGCCAUUGGGAAUGCAGGAACUGCAAUUGGUAUUUUGUCAAAAGAUGGGGUUGUCUUGGUUGGUGAAAAGAAGGUCACCUCUAAACUCCUUCAGACUUCAACGUCAACUGAGAAGAUGUACAAGAUUGAUGACCAUGUAGCUUGUGCUGUUGCUGGCAUAAUGUCUGAUGCCAACAUCCUUAUCAACAUGGCUAGAGUUCAAGCCCAGCGCUAUACUUAUGCCUACCAGGAACCAAUGCCUGUUGAACAGCUUGUGCAAUCUCUGUGUGAUACCAAACAAGGUUACACACAAUUUGGUGGUCUUCGUCCCUUUGGUGUCUCAUUUCUCUUUGCAGGGUGGGACAAAAAUUUUGGUUUCCAGCUUUUCAUGAGUGAUCCCAGUGGAAACUAUGGUGGUUGGAAGGCUGCAGCCAUUGGAGCAAACAACCAGGCAGCACAGUCAAUGUUGAAACAGGACUACAAGGAUGAUAUCACAAGAGAAGAGGCAGUUCAGCUGGCGCUAAAGGUGCUCAGCAAGACAAUGGACAGUACAAGUCUUACUUCUGAUAAGCUUGAAUUGGCUGAGGUCUUCCUCCUGCCCUCUGGAGAAGUAAAGUACCAGGUUCGUUCACCAGACUCCCUGAGCAAGUUACUAGUGAAGUUUGGAGUGACUCAAGCUCCUGCAGAGGCCUCUUAGUUACUGUACUUUUUCUUUUAGAUUUUUUGAGGAGUAUUUUGGUACAUGUAUGUCAAAUUACGUUCUUGAUGCAACUUUUUCCCAAAUGAUGUUCUUGUUUUAACUUGACUAAACUAAUAUUGAUGCCCAAUUGCCCAUGUUGGACCUGGUCGAUAAGGAUCAGUCUCGAUUACAUGUAGAGGCAUUUCUAUGGAACAAAUAGUAUUGCCUAGGCAGUUCAUUGACCUUGAGAAUUGAGAAAUGUCUUAUUUCUAGUUUACUUCAUUUUGAUAUGCGUUGCAUGUGCAUUUACUUUUACUUUUUGUGCAUUUAAGAUCACUAGCGUUUUAUCACUUUUGAGUAUGCCUUGGAGUUAUUAUCCAUAGUUUAGUGUUACACUUGCUCUUACGGAUGAAAACAGUACUUUUGACAUUGAAGUAUCGGGAGUUAAUAUGAUAGGCCUAGGGGUGCUCUUAAUUAACAAUUUUAAGUAAUUACAUUUACAUUAUUAUUAUUAUUAUUAUUAUUACAUAUGUGGCCUAUCAAAUUGUGGAGGGAAGGGUUUGGGUGGUUAAUCUACAGAUGGAAUGUGUUUACCUUUCUUUUUCUCUUAAGUUACAUGUAAUUCAGUAACUCCUAAAUUGAAGAUGCGUCAAGAAAAGGGUGGAGUAAAACAAAUAGGACUUUGCAGAGAAUUGUAGAGGUGAAAGUGACAAAACUAGCAAAAGAUUUUUUGGAAUAGGAAGGUGGUGAUGCCCACAUGGCCAGUAGUUUUCUAACUGGAUUCCAGAGGUGUCAUCCCUUAUCCCUGUCCGUUAGCAUCUUAGCAAAUAUCACGCUGGCUGGGUCAUAGCAGUUUGCAACAACUGCUCAAAUGUGAAAAAAUGUGAAAAAGAUUGAAUGUGUUCGUCUGUUCUCUUCGCCAUUUUCUAGUGUAAACACAUAUUCAUACAAUAGGAAUGUUUACUAAUGGAAAAAUAAAACAAGAAGACAAGCUAUGUGAAUACUGAAUGGUGGCAUGACGUUGACGUGCUCUCUAUUUUUUUUUUAAAAUAUACAUGUUAAAUUAUAGGAAAACAAGAAUAAAAUUGAACUCUAAGAAUCUCAGUAUAAUUCGUUCAUUUAAAUAUUAGAGCUUUUUUUAUAAAUAAUUUGUCAGGUUCAGGGCAAAAUAUGAAUGGUUCAAAAGAUAUAAAGCAAAAUAUAAUAUUUUGGUAGAAUAAAGCGUUUUGGAAAAAGAAAAGACAGGCCAUGAAUCAUGAUAAGUCAAGUUUGAUUUUUUUUUUUUAUUCACAAAUAAUAAUUGUUUGUGGGCACCUAAACAGUGCAACCAUUUUAACAAACGCCAGUGGAUGUGCCCAAACCUUUACAUCUGAGAUUGAAAGGGUUGGGGUUUGAAUCUGCAUUAAUCAUUACUCCUUUCAUUUGCACUUGUUACUGCCAUAAAGAUAACGCAACAAUUGCUGUAGUGUUUCCUUCCUUCGCUGCCUUUACUUUCCCUCCGUUGACGUGUUCUUUCUUCUCAUUUCCACCGUAGUUUAACCUUGUUUAAAAAAUUUAUUACUCAUAUGUCCAAAUCUUGAUCUGGACAGGUAAGAAAUUCUACUUGUUUGUUCACAGACAAUUGUCCUAGAUGAACAACAAUGGUGUUUGGUUUUGAAUUUAUAUCACCAACAUUGCCUUCUGUUGACUGUCAUCAAUGUAUCUAUCAUCGAUGUGAAAAGUAGACGAUCUGUCGUUCACAAAAUUCAACAAAAUUCCACUAUUUGACUUGUCGUUCAAAUACAACACAUUUGAUACAAAAACGCAAGAAAGCUCCAUAUCGAAAAAAUUAUUGUUUAAUUUCUUUAGCGUAGCUUGAGUUGCCGUUGAUUUUUGUAGAUGAGCAAGUACUGGUCCUCGUCACCAGCAUGUAUUACUAGCUACUCUGACUCGCUCCAUUUCCUUGCUGAAAAGGUCAAGAAUGUGAAAGAUUUAGAUUAUUCUUGCCCAAUAUUUAUGAAAACUACAAAAGAAAAGUAUGCUUCCAUGUCCUUUUUUUCUUUAAAAAAAAAUCAGCAUAAACAACGUAAAAGUCAAUUACGUUCAGUCCUCCAAUUUAAUUUAAAUUAAAUUAAACCUUAAUGUUUUUCAGAGUUGCAGAAUUGAAUUUGAUUUGAAUCGGUUGAUGUAACAUCAAUUACAAGUGUUUUACUGUUUGGCGAAAGGAUUUGAUCCGUAGAAACAAAGCACAGCAAAGGCAAAAGAAGAGUAAGAUUAAAAUGGGUAAGAAAUCCCAGAAAGGCAAGUAAAUGAGGACUGCAGUGAAUGAAUCAGUGAGUAUCUUUAGGGAUAGCAUAUUUUGGGUGUUUGCAAAUUUGGGAAGUGUGGAGAUUUGAUUUUAGAUUUGAAGAUGGCAACUGCCCAUUCCAUCAUCAUAUGUUUUGAUGUUCUUCUCAAUGCAAUCAAAUGAAUUAUACUUUCAAUUUCUCUUUGCUCAAUUUCUCUUUGCUGUAUUGAAACUUAUUGUCAAUUAUUAAUAAGAGCGAGUGGUCCUGCUCACUACAUGAAGGAAGAGUCCAUAUGUAUUUAUUAUUGAAUAAAAACAAAACCAAGGCAAUUGUAGUCCUCAUGUUAGAGUUGUAGUGAAGUGAGGAGCAUACCAGUAUCCAAAGCAAAAUAACUGGCAGUGAAAGAGCCACCUUAGUCAAUUUUGAGUGACAAAUGUCAUCUCUCUAUUUGGUAAUUUUUGGUCCCGUGGAUAGGGGAAGAUUCAAGGUCCCUGUCUUACUUAUCUAUUAACAACAUCAGCAUUUGCUAUUCCCAUCACUCAGAUCCAUUCUCUUACUCUCCCUGCAAUUGCUUUCUUUGCCUGCAAGUUGAAGGCAAAAAUGGGGUGUUGCUUAGAUGGAGAUGAUUUGUUGGUCUCUCUGUUGCUGGCUCUAGUCUUGGCAAUGCUCAUCUUUGUCAUCUGUCAACCUCCCCGUCCAAGAAGAGUCGCUCUUUAUUGUACCUCUUGAAUUUUGCAUCAGCUAAGUGUUUUGCGUUGCAUUUUUUUAUCCAUUAUUACUCGUUAGUUCGCCAAGGUGUUCUGUAUGACUAUGUAUUUUCUCCGACUAUCGUCUAGUAAAUUAUAAUAAAAAGGUAAGCUGCUAUUA
This is a messenger RNA of Manihot esculenta (cassava), 4038 nucleotides long. RefSeq names its product proteasome subunit alpha type-4. Gene Ontology annotation, cellular component: proteasome core complex; proteasome core complex, alpha-subunit complex; nucleus. The record is from RefSeq and is a predicted model, not a curated record. Bases 170 to 922 code for a protein of 250 amino acids. Gene Ontology annotation, biological process: ubiquitin-dependent protein catabolic process. The transcript has 2 exons. NCBI's taxonomy places the organism in Eukaryota, Viridiplantae, Streptophyta, Magnoliopsida, Malpighiales, Euphorbiaceae.